This is a messenger RNA of Perognathus longimembris pacificus (Pacific pocket mouse), 9397 nucleotides long. It is a transcript of the gene Nckap5, whose product is annotated as NCK associated protein 5. The transcript has 17 exons. Gene Ontology annotation, cellular component: microtubule plus-end. The record is from RefSeq and is a predicted model, not a curated record. NCBI's taxonomy places the organism in Eukaryota, Metazoa, Chordata, Mammalia, Rodentia, Heteromyidae. Bases 296 to 5902 code for a protein of 1868 amino acids. Gene Ontology annotation, biological process: microtubule depolymerization; microtubule bundle formation.
CGUGGCAAGACCUCACUACUGCUGCUGAUGCUGCCGCCGCUGCUUCUGUCGUUGCUGCUGCUGCAAUAUGCAGGAAAAACCUAGAGUCUGUCCCUGAGCGGCCUUCUUUGAAUGGUUUAAAAAUAAACAGAGGAUAACGCGGGUGGAGACUUUUAACUGGAGACUGCUGUUGGAUUGUUGUAAGUUCCUGCGUCUGUCUCCGGUGAUUUGUGUUCACUGAAGCGCUAAGGACAAUGACCCUGGGAACAGACAAGGGAUUCUUAUAAAUCACAAAGGACAAUAAAUAACUUCUCUCAUGGAGGGAAAGAGACAGCUUGAGAAAAGAGACUUUGGAAAAAGACUUUCUCUGGACAGCAGUCUUGUGGAAUACAUGGAUUCCAAUAAAUACAUUGAGCAUCUUCUAACUCAACUCGAGGAACAACACAGAAGUCUAUGGCGGGAGAAGUUGGCUGUGGCUCGACUUCAGCGUGAAGUUGCCCAAAGAACAAGGGAAGGGGCCAUGCAUGAAAAGCUGAUACAUGAACUGGAAGAGGAGAGGCACUUGCGUCUUCAAAGUGAGAAGCGGUUGCAGGAGGUGACCUUAGAGUCUGAGCACAACCGAAUCCAGAUGCUUGGUCUGCAGAGGCAAUUCUCCAGGAUGGAAGAAACAGUACGAAAUCUAUUGCAGAGUCAUGGAUCUCCAGAACAGAGAAAAGAAGAAACUGUUCACAUAAAGGUCUAUCAGGAGAAACUGUCAGAGGAAGAGAGAAAACACAAGGAAGCUUUGGAUGAUCUGCACGUGGUGUUAGAUGAGGAUUGGAGGAGCGAAAGCAGCAGUGCAGAUGAGGGAAAAGAAAAGACCAAAUUGCUGUUAGAAAGAUUGAAAGCUCUGGAGGCGGAGAAUUCAGCAUUGGCUUUGGAAAAUGAAAAUCAAAGAGAGCAGUAUGAAAGAUGUCUUGAUGAGGUAGCCAACCAAGUUGUUCAAGCUCUGCUCACUCAAAAGGAUCUACGGGAGGAAUGUGUAAAGUUGAAAACAAGAGUGUUUGAUUUGGAACAACAAAACCGAACACUAAGCAUUCUGUUCCAACAGCGAGUCCGACCAACUUCUGAUCUCCUCUUCCAGAAACUUCACUCGCGCAUCUUAGAUCUUUCAUCUGGAGAUAUACUUUCAGAGGUGGAAAGAAACCCAAGUCUGACCCUGUCUGGACCUGAUGCUGAGCAGCACGACCACCAAGUGAAUGCAAAACCAGGAACCACUGUCUUGAAGUGCCCUGGCUUGGGUGUCAUCAUCCCUGGUCCUCUGUGUAUGGGACACAGCUGCAGCAGCAGCGAACUGUCCCUUUCAAGCACCUGCAGCGAGUACUCCAGUGGCUCAUCCUAUACAUGGCAUGAUGGGAAGAACCUCAGAAAGAGGCAAUCAUCACAGAACUGGGAUAAAAGAUUGAGUAUUGAUUCUUCACUCCCAAGUGGCUUUGCUAGUCCUGCAGGUGAACUACCUCCAACCCAUAUCAAAGAAAGCCACAUUUUGGAAGGAUUAAGGAAGUUACAGAAACGGAAAGUGUUACUUGAACCUCCAUCUGUGAUCACCAAAUGGGGUUAUAAAGAUUGUAUGAACUCAAAUGAAGGAAUAUAUUCUCCAGGAAUUAAGAGCAGUAGCCUCAAGGACUAUCCUCCAUGCAAUCCAGUUGGCAAGAGGAACCCUUGCAAGGAGCCCCAAAGGACAUUUACCUAUGAUACAGAUUCUCACGAGGAUGCCGACGAUGACUCCUCUUCCUUAGCACUGCUGCAAACACUUCCACACCAAGGCUGCAGCCUUCACAGCAAGAAGUUAACCCACAGUGUUUCUGACAGCCUGUUUGACUUGGAGCCACAUGAAAAACACUUUCCAGAAGCUUCAGCCUCAGUCUACCCCAGGGAAAGACCUGAAAGACUGGCUCAUUGUGCUAGCCACUGUCUUUUGGAAAGGAAGCUGCACGCAGGUGUGCAGCUGCCUUGGGUGCAGAGGGAGAGGAAUCCAUACAGGCAAGGCCAUGACCACAUGACAGUCAAUCUCCAGCUUUCAGACACCGAUGACAAUGAACCCCAGGAUGAGCUGCACAUAGAGAGCAGUGAUGAGAGAAGCCCUUCAGACCUGUCACUGACUGUUGACACCGACAAGUCCAUGGAGAACCUGGACACCCUUGUGGGAUUUGGAAAAUCUGAACUUGGGUCUCCUGAUGAGGAGGAAAAGCAAGUACUCAACCAGUUGGAGAUGAGGCCAAGGACAUUUAGUUUCAUUAAGCAGCAAAGGGUCAUGAAAAGGACUUCUUCAGAGGAAUGUGUUACUGUGAUAUUUGAUGCAGAAAAUGGUGAGCCUGUUGAAUUCAGCUCACACCAGACUGGAGUUGUCACUGUCACCCAGGAUGAAAUUUCUAUCAACACAGCCCCUGGUGAAUCCAAGGAAGAACACACUGAACGCUUAUCUCAGGGAAUUGUUCAUUUGCAGCCAGGAGCGGCUGAGAGAGAUUAUCCCUUCUUGAGGAGACCUGAGGAGGAAACAGAGAGAAACAUUCCAAAAGUUGAAGUAGUCAAUGCUCCUGUAGUGCCUAUGGACUCUUUCCAUCCCAGGACAGUCACUCCAAGUACCACUCAACAGAAACUGACCAGUCCAAUAUAUAAUAUGUCAUACCAGAGCAAUUCUAGGUCUUUGGCACCCAAAGGUAUCUGUCAGAAGCAAAGUCAGACAAAAAUCCAUGCCAGGGGCAAGUCUUCACCUCAGAAAUCAAGAAUUAUAGAGUCUGAAGCCUCCACACUUGUCCCUUCCUCUAGCCCAGUGAGUCUUGAGAAACCAUCAGGCUUUCCUCCAGGAAAGCUCUCAAGAUUCAUGAAGACAGAGAGCCCAGGACCCCUCUGUGGUAUAAAAGCAGAUUCACACAUUCCAAAACAUACCGCCCACCCUUCUCAUAGCUCCAAAAUACCAAGCAAGAGGGAGUGGGUCUACUGCCCUAAGAGGCAGCCCCCAGGGUCACAAUCAAGGCCCCUCAUUGAAUCUGAAGACAAUGGAGAACCCCCCACAAGGGAUAAACACAGUGACUCUGGGUCAGAGGCUGGAAUGAACCCUAACUCCCUACCUUCCCCUCCAGAGAGAUCAGUCUCCCUGUUACUCAAGCCCAGUCAUGAGAGUUGGCCAUCACACUUGUCUGCCAAGUCUGAAACCAAGGUCCCUAAUGACACAGCAAAGACAGGAUUUAGCUCUCCACUCCUGAAAGGAUCCUCCGCUCCUGUCAUUUCUUCUAGUCACACCAUGACAGAAGCACCAAGGAAGAAAUCACCUUCCAUAGCCUUUAAAAAGCCUAUUUCCACUCAGCCCCUGUCCUCCACAGAAGCCAUGUUCCACACCAGAUGUCCUGCUCAUGCACCCUCCGAUUCAUUUGCCAUGAUGGCUACAGAGGUCCAUCCAAAGGUCUCUCCAAAAAGAAUCACCCCCCAAACCUCUCUUCACCAAAUACCUGGGACCAUACACAGAAACACAGAGCUCCAGACACCCAAAACUUCUUCUUCAACUCAUGAGCCUCUGGAGAUAUCAUCUUCUAAAAGUGCUUCUCCAGGAAGAAAAGGACAGUUGGUUGACAGUUCCCCGACAUGCCCCAAGUCUUCCUACUCAGGGGAUAAUGAGUCACCAUCAUCUCAGGUUAACAGUUCCUCCUUUUGCUCCUCGCCUCCCUCUUCUUCUUCCAAAAGCCAUAUCACCCCACAUGGUUGUCAGAACACUCAUGAUAAAGGACUGAAAACUCGCCUCCCAGUAGGACUCAAAGUUCUCAUGAAGUCUCCCCAGUUGCUCAGGAAAAGCUCCACAGUACCAGGGAAGCAAGAAAAGGACAGUUUAAAUGAGGCCUCGAAAAGCUCUGUGGCCACCAGCAAGUCUAAGCCCAAGGACUGCAGGAGUCCCACAAACCUGGAGACCUCAGGUGGUGAAAGACACACAGCCAUGCUGGGUUUACCAGGGCCGGACAGUGCAGCUGAAGGGCUGCUCCUAGAAACAGCUCAGCAAGAGUCAUUGGACGGUAGCAUCCUUGUUGCUGAAGGGAGAGACAGAGUAGAAAACAGACCAGUGAAAAGAUCUCUCUCUUCAAGCAAACCUCACCUAAAGCCAGCUUUAGGCAUGAAUGGGGCCAAAGCCCGGAGCCAGAGCUUCAGUGCACACUCAGGAGACAAACCUUCCACACCCCCCAUGGAAGGGCCCGGCAAAAUCCGGACUCAGAUUAUUACCAACACUGCGGACAGGGGCAACUCUCUCACCCGGCAGAGCACCUCCACAGAAGGCUCUCCCAACAAGAGCCCUUCUGCUCCCACACAUGAGAACCUCUCUGGCUCUGGAAGGUCCCCUAAGCACCCUUUCUCCAGGCAGGCCUCUCUGGGGAACACAGGCAGUUCAAGCAGCCAGCAUGGAAGCCCCAGCAAGUUGCCUUUGAGGAUUCACUCAAGGAGUGAAGGGCUCCUUGCACUGCGUGGAACAGAAGAACAGCAGGCCUGUGUUCACCGACAAAGUCCCCAGGUGGCUGUACCUGAGGAGCAAAGCAGUGAGAACUGCCGGUGUCCACCCACCACAACAGACUGCCCUGGAGCCCUGCAAGCCCUAGGGAGGACACAGUAUCCAAACCAUUCAGAAUCAAGCAGGAUGGACAAGUUAGAAACUUCUGGAAGGCAUCCAGGUGCCUCUACAAUUGGAACUGGUGCUGCGAGCCCAGAGGCCCCCCUCUCACCCACAAUCGAAGAAAAAGUCAUGUUGUGCAUUCAGGAAAAUGUGGAAAAGGGCCAAGUGCAAACAAAGCCCACAUCUGUGGAAGCCAAACCAAAGGCCGGGCCUUCUUUUGCUAGCUGGUUUGGGUUUCGCAAGAGUAGACUUCCAGCUCUCAGUAGCAGGAAAAUGGAUGUUUCCAAAACCAAAAUAGAGAAGAAAGAUACAAAAGGCUUAGGGUUUGGAAACAAACAACUAAAAUCAGAGAGAAAAAAAGAGAGAAAGAAGCCUGAACUCCAAUGUGAGUCAGAAAAUGAACUUAACAGAGACACCAAGUCAGCAGAGAGUCCGGACAACGGUUUCCAAAGCAAGAAGAACCUGAAAAUAUCUCAAGUCAUUUACAACCCAGUGAAGUUUGAACAGAGAAAUAGCCCCAGCCCUGUUCCAGGUGCAACAAAAGAUACCUUCAUGACGGAACUUUUGAACAGAGUUGAUAAGAAAGGAGCUCAACCGACAGAAAGUGGAUCAAAUAAUGCUUCAUGCAGGAGCAUGUUAAAGGGUGCUUCCCAGGACUCCUGUCUCACUGUCAGCUCUGGCAGCACCCAAGGAAGCCACAAGAAAAACUUCAGAAUCAAAGCUGAUAUGGAAACGCCAAGAGACUCCCUGAUAAAAGAGGCAAAUGAAAACUUGCCAGAGGAUGAAGAUGACACUAUUGCAGAUUCUGCCUUUCAGAGCCAUAUCAUAGAAUCAAACUGCCAGAUGAGAACACUGGACAGUGGGAUUGGCACCUUCCCACUCCCAGACUCUGCAAAUCGCUCAGCAGGACGAUACACAUGCCAGCCAGAGUCCUCAGAGGACAACGAACCCUUCCUGUCCCUCCAGCCAACCUCUUCUUCUGUCAGAGCCCAAACCCUUGAGCGAGAAGUACCUUCCUCCACAGAUAGACAGCGCUCUGCAGAAAAAACCAUUGUUCAUUCCAUAUCUGACCCCAUCAUGACUGCCAGAGGAAUUCGACCUCCUCAAAGUCGUCUUCCCAAACCAGCCUCCUUAGGAAAAACCUAUUUGCAAAAGGAGAGUGAGGUGGAACCCAGCCCUCAGACUUCCUCAUCUUUCAAAUAUGCUGAAGACCUAAGGGCAAAGGAGCCCACUCCAUACUGGGAGGCUGCCACUGAGACCCAGGUAAGGGAGAAGCCAUUGGAAAGGUAGCAUCCGCUUGUCAGUACUGAUUGUGAAAAACAAAGUCUUUAAACGCUUCAGUAAUUGAUUUAAUUUUAUAUUAAAAUUCACAUUUGUUUAUUAAACGCAAGACAAGAUCCAAGGCUCAACCUUUUCUAUGAAUGGUUAUGGAGUAUACCUAGGUUCUUGGGACACCUUUAUUCUGUGUAGAAUUCAUUGUGUUUCUUAUCUGCCCCCAACUGCCUGGGUUAUGAAUGCUUUCUAAUUCAGCAUUGUGGAACAACCAUUCAUUCUCCCAAAUCAUAAGGGCACCAUUAGAUUAUUAUUAUUAUUUUCAUUUUUCAUUAUCUCUUCUGUUGCUUUUACUUUUGCUCUCUCCUGUGACACAGAGGAAGGAGAUUUAAUUCUUCUCCUUUUAGUGAUAAAUACACUUGAGAAUUUGAGCGGUAAAAUGACUGGCCAGAGUUAAUUAGAGCCAAGUUUCCCCCAUGCUAUCAUUUUUGCUAUAGGCUAUUCAUGUACCUUGAGAUGGCAUGCUCAGGCUUUCUGAUAUAUGAUUGGUUUUCCAAAGGCCCUCAUGGCUCAGGGAUUCUGUUAUCCCUUGAAGCUUGCUUGCUGGCCUCUCCCAUUUCCCCUUCCAGCUGGUUUUAUCCAUCAUCUUCAGCCUCUUCAUUAGUUCUCAACUUAUUCUGGAGCUGGCCCACUGCCAUCAUUGGUGGUACUUGGCAGUGAGAAGAGUGGAAGAAGGACAUGUGGAUUAAGUAGUUGAGCUUCCUGGCCCUACCCUUGCCUGUCCUAUCCUUGCCUUCACUCUCUCAACUGUCACCAAAAGCCACUUCUUUAAUUUUCACUAGAGUUUCUGCCUAGCUAUGAUGAGGAACUGCAAACAUUCAUCCAUAUUUGAGGUUCCCCACAUCGGGUACAGCUGACUGAGUCUUCUCUUUGUCUUGAGCACCUUGAUAUGGAAAUGAGAAUAUGGACAGGGGAUGGAGGGGAUAUUCUGGGCCCAUGUAAAGCAGAGAAUACAAGUUCUAGAUGUAUGUAGGACCUGGUUCAAGGUCCAAGGUUAGUGUGGUAAUUAAGGCUGGAAGUGAGCUCUCUGAACUUUCUUUCUGACUCUUAGGAUGGCUGCCUCUAUAGGAAGUGCAUCUGAGAGGCAGAAGAGUAAACUCUAGUAGUGCAUCAUGCCUAAAGCUAAACAUAAACAUUUAGGGCUCCUCUGUAUCAGUGCUAUCUAAACUUGAGUUGAUCAUAAUCACCUGCAUAACUAUACAUCCUAUUGUCCCUACCUGUGCCCAGCAUCUGACUUAGUAUACUUAGCAUAUGUGGAGUGAGACCUAAACACUUCUGAUACAUUCCCAGCUGAAGCUGAUGUGGUUUCAGCAUGAUAAAGCUUGGAAAAGCUUGAGGGACUAGAAAAUUGAGAAUAUCAUGAAAAAUAAUCAAGAGUUAGAGGGAAUUAGGGGCAAGUGGUUCAGACAAGCCAGUGGUAACAGUGGCAAAGGGGUUUAAUUAAUCCAACAAAUGUAAAAAUAAAAUUACUGAGUGCUAGACCUCAGUGCUGGACCUGUUCUCUCUACAAGAAAUGGUUGGACAUGUCAUAGAAUGCACACACCUUGUUCUGAAAUCCCCUUUCUCCUCAUCAUUCAGUAGAAAUCCUGCCCUGACUUAUAAGAGUUGGAUUUGGAACUUAAAAACUUGUUUCACUGACUUUCAGGUAGAGAAAGUUGGAAGCCAAAAUUAGCUUUAAAGUUCCCAGCCCAUUGUCUAGUUCAGUUAGCAGUGUUUGCAUAGAAGGAUGAAGGAAUGUAAGUGUUCCUAGAGUCUUUUUUUAACUCUAAAUACAGUGACCCCAGAGUUCCCUGGGAAUCUGGUCAGUAGAUAUGUCAUCUGUCACAGACAGAUUACUGCCAGAUGCCCAGAAUCUUCAGUACUGAGCACUGAACCAGAAGAAUGUAAUACAGUACUUAGCAUAAACACAUUGAAUAAAGAGGUGAAUAAGUAAGUGAAAGAAGGAACAAAAAACAGGAAUGGAUGCUUGAACUUAUAGCACUAGGUGAAGAAGUUUAAAUUCUGAAAUGUGUUUUGGUAAUUCCCAACAAAAUGACAUCAUCUCAAACCAACCAUAGGUACCUGUCUCAUGCAUUUUCACUUAACCAACCAGAAUUGGUGUUCUAAUAGAAACAACUCUAUAAACAUGAAAAUAUGAUCCCAAGCUCCAGACUCAAUAGGUAUUACGGUGCUGGGUCAGUAUUGUCCAUAUUAUACUUGUGCUUCCAGAAGGAAAAUCUGGACAAUAGUCAAGCACCUCAGAAAUUGUGAAACAUGACAUCAUUGACAGACUAGUCACAUUCAAGGAAACUGGGCUAUGGGUAAUAAUAGUAAGUGAGAUCGAGUCCUUCCUCCUAUGAAUUUCCCAUGGAUUGGGGAGUGGGGUUAUGUGAGAUGCUACUUACUUUAUCAAAGUAUUCCUUCUGUUGUUGCCUGUGCAAUAGUUAUGAAUUAAAUAAAUAUUUAUUCUUUUGUUCCAUGGUUCAUGUUUGUAAUAUUCUCUAGCACUCAAACACCAAUGAUGGGAUCAGUUAACUAAGUGAGGAGGCUUGGAACAGCAGCUCCUAAUAGGCACUUGAAGAUGAAAUAGGCCCUACGAAGAGGCAUACAAAAGACAAGAGGGGGUGACUGUGGGGACCUGACUGUGCCUGGGACAAUGGCAGAGUGCCUUCCAGGGAUUCAUUAAGGCUGCACUGCUGCAGGCAGCCUUGGUAAUGAAAUAGCUGCGUGGGAGGCAGCGUAACCAGCAAGGCAGUUACUCGUGGGUGCAGGGUGGGCUUGGCAAUAACAAUGAAUCAUGCACACAAAGAAAUAAAAAUGUGGACUGUCUCACACCCUCACCUUAGAUUCUUCCCAUGUUGUUUUCUAGGAAUGGUCUUAGCAGUCUUGUAUUACUUAUUUAGGACAACUUAAUGCAAGCAGGGAAGAGCACCACCCCCAGGCCUCAUGGCCAGCCUGGACAGGUGGGGUUCUCUCUCUGGAAGGUGUUGACUAAGCCUUUCCUGUGCUCAGCCCCAUACUACCUUGAUUUUACAUUUUAGCUCCAUGUCUCUCCUGAGAUCUAAUUUUCUGCUGCAUCCAGAAGAUUGUCUGUGCACAUCAAUUUAUUUGCUGGUACAAUCUUCAUGACAUUACACUUGCAGUCUAUAAGGAUUUUAUUUCUAGAUCUGGCAUCUCUAAAACAGCUUCCAAUUGAGUUAUUCAAUAACGAAGGGAUGACUAUAAAGAUAACUUCAUUCUUAAUUACAUACUCUGGCAAUUUGAAUCAUCCAGUGAGCCACAGAUGGAGUUUCUAGGCUUUUUGCUAACACCAGGUUGUAUAGCUGUGGACCUGUUCACAGUGUCAUUAUGAACAGGCCUGUCUGUGAUGUUAGAGCUCCUUUACUGGCUCUCCUCUUGAAUCUGAAUUGGCAAUAGAAAACGCUGUCAUCCUUCAUCACUUAAAAAUAUGUGUAUUCAGGGCUAGGAAUAUGG